Molecule: messenger RNA, 4295 nt
Organism: Trichobilharzia regenti
Lineage: Eukaryota; Metazoa; Platyhelminthes; Trematoda; Strigeidida; Schistosomatidae
Source: the annotation of a GenBank genome assembly
CAUAUGAACCGCCUGUUCAGCGGGUGAUCCAACUAAGCCAAUUGGAUUUCUCAUGUGGGUUAUCAGUGGCUAUGCCCACCCGUCGAAAGAAUUUGGACUUAAGCAGACUGAAACGUUCCUCUAAAAGGAAUAGAAUAUAUGAUUUAUUCUCCUCCCGUAAAUAUUUAUAUAUUCUUAACUUGCCAUCAUCACAGUUACGUACAGUACCUCUUAAUAUUCCUAAUAUGGGGGUUGUUGUUGUUCAUAAAUCGGUCAACAGAUAUGAGAUUUGAGUACUUUUGGCCUGGAUGGCUUUUCAUAUGCUCAAUACAUGACUCUGUGAAAUUUCAAGGAAUGCAAUACACAAUUGUUUUUAUUAUAAUUGUGUUAACAGUAGACCUUGUCUGCUUCUUUGUGGUUCCUGUAACAUGGGUCUACAUUUGUGGUAGCGCAUAUGUCUGGGUUUACCUCUUGUGGCACACAGAUCAAGGAUUAUGCUUCCUUACAUUAUCUUUAUGCUUCGUUUUUGUGUACUUUGAGCUUCAUUUCUACCCAAAAGAUAUUCAGUCUAACCAAAGCAUUUACCUUUUCCGCCCAUUUGCAGCACACAGCAUUGGUUACUCGGUAGUUUGUACGGGGUUUUCCAUUAAACGGUACUUGGAUAUAAGAUACCGCAAUUUUAAAAGGAUUGAUGUCAGGCGACAGAACUUUCUGCAUUUCCGAAUUCUUCACGAGGCCCUCCCACCCUCUGCUGUAACUGAUAGCUGUUGCGUUCAAAACUGUCUGGAUUAUUUACAAAAAGAACUGCUCAAAGUCGAUGGAGGAAAGAUAUCUGAAGAUUUUUCAUCCGAUGCCUCCGGUCGGUCAGUAGUUAUGUUUCUCCGUUUUGGUCAGUCAUGUCUCAGUUGUUUAGGUCGUUGGGCUUUCGGGCAUUUUGGCACCGUCGACAAACACCACUCGGAUUAUGACAGCAGAAAUGGAGGUACUCACAAUAGCUGUGCAAUAAGAAGUGCGGCUAUGCCAAAUAUAUGUACCAGCGAUAGUGGUCGACGUCGAACUGCACAGUGUCUUGAACCAUGUCCACCUACGUCACAAGCCAACCGUCGAUAUGCUGCUGAGUCUCCGAUGACUUCUGAUUCUCAUUCUAAAACUCCAGUUAACGGUUGUCUUACUAAACAGUGUACAAGUGGGAAGCCGGUGCGGGAACGAGGCACGAAAGAAGACCCAGUAACAAGAUUAGAAAAUAAUGUUCGACGCCUCCGCUGUGAUGUACAGUCCAUGCGUGCAUUAGAAACCCAACUGCGUAACCAGCUUGAAAAUCUACAACGUGAUGAUCGUCUUAAUCGGCUCAGCUUGUCUAACCAACGGCAAGAAAAUGAAGCCUUGUCAUCGCGUAUCUCGAAGUUAACUAACAGGUGUCGAAAUGAGAAAGCAAAUCUAAACAAUGUGGAGCAGAGUCUAAAUGAAGAAAUUCGUUUACGUCAAUUAGUUGAAGCUCAGCUCACUGAAAUGAACGUAAUUCCAGUGUGCAAUAUAUCCAAGACAAAUAGUAAUAUUUCAUCUAGUAGCUCAACCGAACAGAGUACUCCAACAUCCGUUGCUGCUAUUCAAGAAUCCGCUAGUAAUGAGGUAGCAACCAAUGCUGAUACAAUACUUCAGCAAAAUGAUGCUCAUAAUGUUAUGAAUAAUUAUUGCUGUAAAUUGCGUCAGCUUCUUGAAUCAAAACUUUAUACACUUAGAUUAGCUAUCAAGCAUCGUGAAAAUUUAACACUAGCCUCUCAAAUGAGUCCUUCUGACCAAUUGACAAAGAAAUGUUUAACCAAUAUCAGUUCAAAAACAGUAGUGACGUCGGCGUUAAUGGCGGUUCUCACCAGUAUGAACCACAUUCGUCGACAUCUAAACUUCAGUCGGGGCAUUUAGCAGGCAAAGAUACUUGUUGUAGAAUUUUGAGUUCUGAGGAUAAAAAUGCUAACGGCACGAGUAAUAAUCAUGAAACAUCGACAAAUAAACAUAGACAUGCAUUUUUAGAAAACUGUUUUAAUUUAGCAAAUGAAGAAAGAGAACGCUUAGCGAGUAAUUUACGAACGGAGAACUGGCAGAAACAAGAGUUGCUCACAUUAUACCACACAUCUGUACGAGAAAUAACUGAACUAAACAAAACGCUUAAACAGCGUGACUUACAAAUUCUUGAGCUUACGGUGAAAAUAGAACAACUUGAGUGUUUACCAAAGGCUACUAAAACAUACGAUUCUGUCAGUCUUGGUGGAUAUACUGCGAUAUCAGCAGCAACAACAACUCAGUCGCCGUCUAAUUUGUAUACUGAUUAUUUCCCGACAGGAGAUAAAGAUUUCAACUAUGAUAAACAACAGGUAAAUAUUUGAGAUCAAAAAUUCUUCGAUUUUCUUAUCGUCUUCAUUCGUUUCACACUAAGAAAUAGUUUUUUUUUUCUUCAGUUGUUUGUUUGUGUGACUGGGAAAUUGUCGUAUAAGUUUGGUUUGUUUCCGUAUCACAUAUUUUAAGGGUAUGUAAGGAAAACAUCCCAUAGUUCUGGUGUAACAACAGAAGACAAGGGCCAGGCAACAGAUCGUUUUAUUAUGAAAAUCAACACGUAUUUAUACAUCUUUCAACUACAUUAUUAUAGACAAUCGCAGUCAUCUGAUUGGUUGUUUAGGUAGACAAACGCAGGCUUCUGAUUGGUUGUUUCGGGAUUCCUUGACAAAUAGAGUUCUCUCUGCGAAUCAUAUUCUGCCACGUUAACUUUGCUGUGAUUGGUUGUUGACUCAGGCUUGUUCAUAUUUUCUCACGGCCCAUAUUAGUGACCUAGACCUUAACGUAGAUUAGUGCCAACCAAUCGGCUAGCAGCCUGCUCUCACCACACUGGCAAAACAUUGAGCUGACAUGUUUUGGUUAUUAAAGCAGUUAAAAUGGUGUAGAUCAACACAAUCCUAGGUUUCUUCGUUACAUUAUCUGCACAUCUAUCUUCAAUGAUAUUCUUUGUGAUGAUACACUAUAUUUUGAAAUUUUUAAAAACCCAUACUAACUUAUUUGCCUGAAACGAUUUCGUUAAAUUAAUUUUCGAUGUAGUUUUCAUUUUGGUUCUUUGUGGAGUCAAGCAUAGAGUGCAGAAAACAUCUUUCUACAAUGAAUCUAUGACUGUUCUAAUUUGCUUCUGACAAUAUGGUUAGCUUUCAUUGCGUUUGUCAGUAAUGUGUCAUCGUCAACCGAUGCUUCUAUAUCUUUUCUUUCAACAGCAAGAUUUUGUUAGGACUUUAUGUAUGAAGCAAAAAUUUAUCAAGAAUUAUGUUGCCUUUAUAACAGCAGCUUUAGAAUAAUUAUGGUUUGCCUAAUUAUUAUUGAUAUGUGUUGUAGUACAAUGGUCAGUGAGGAAAACGUUUUGCUCGUGUCAUGACUUGCUCACCGAUUUCCAUCUCCAUGUUUGAAGUUUUUAUGAAAGGUAAGCUAACUGUUAACUUAGUCAGUAUUGCAGUCGUAAUACUGAUGAUAAACUACUUUUUUUCUACUUUGAAUAUUUAGAUUUCAUCAAUGCUGUCAGGCAAUUCCGAUAUAGUAUUUUCUGGCGCUUCUACGAACACACUUGAGAGCAUGUUUAUUCACCCCACUUCGGGAAAGUAUGAUCAUAAUAAUAAUGGUUACUCACAAAAUCCUAGAUUUUGUGUAACGUCACCUACGCCACCAAUAGCUUCAUUCACCAAUCUGACAGGCUAUCACUACCCUAAAAGCUCUGACCAGGCAACUUACCGCUAUAAAACUAAGCAAAAUCAUCAUCAGAUUCUUUUUAGAGGUAACACUAACCAUGGAUGCUCUUCAACUGCACAUUUUAAUACUAACCUGUCAUCGUCUUGUGUAUUGCCAUCUGAAACCUGUUCUUCCUCAUCUUCAUCGUCUUCUUGUUCAUCAAACGCCAACUACUCAAUGCAUAGAGAUAUGCAAAUAUUUAAUAAUUAUAAAGAAACACCUAUAGUCACAUCACUUUCUGGUGGUUGUUUAACUGCACGUCAACAGAAGGACCAAAAACAACAGCAAAAUUUAGCUGCUGAUGCAACCUAAUUAUUAUUAUUAUUCAUAUAAUUAUUGUUAUUAUUAUUACUACUACGAUAAAGCAAUUUUUAAAUAAAUGUAUCGCUUACCUCUGAGUAAGUAUACACAUCCAUACCAAAAUACAUUGUUUUGCAUCUCUUCGCUAGUCGUCUACCCGAGAAUACGGUCUGUGUUUUACAGUGUUUUUUGUGUAACGUUACAAUGUGACAUGGACUCAGCCAGACACAAAAGAAUUAACAAAUCUACUAUACAAUCUG